Molecule: messenger RNA, 660 nt
Organism: Heterostelium album PN500
Lineage: Eukaryota; Evosea; Eumycetozoa; Acytosteliales; Acytosteliaceae
Gene: dtymk
Product: thymidylate kinase
Exons: 2
Coding region: 1-660 (219 amino acids)
Biological process (GO): dUDP biosynthetic process; dTTP biosynthetic process; dTDP biosynthetic process
Cellular component (GO): cytosol; cytoplasm; nucleus
Molecular function (GO): dTMP kinase activity; ATP binding
Source: RefSeq, a predicted model, not a curated record
AUGGAUAGUGAACAUAAAACAACAGAAACAACAGAGAUGAAAAGAGGUAUAUUCAUAUUGUUUGAAGGUGCUGAUAGAGUUGGUAAAUCAACACAAGUUCAAUCAUUGUUUGGUCAUCUCUCAACUACACUCGGUUUGCCCACCAAACAGUUGCGAUUCCCCGAUAGAACUACACAGACCGGUACAAUCAUUAACAGUUAUCUUCAAAACUCAACACAAUUAGAUGAUAGAGCACUUCAUCUUUUAUUCUCUGCAAAUCGUUGGGAAUCAAAGGAUACAUUAUUAAAACAUUUGAAUGAAGGUAAUAGUUUGGUUGUAGAUAGAUAUUCAUAUUCAGGUGUGGCAUAUAGCGCCGCCAAAGGUAUUGAUUUCGAUUGGUGUUUCGGUUGUGAGAAAGGAUUGCCAGCACCAGAUUUGAUAUUCUACUUGAAGAUGGACACUGAAGACGCUACAAAGAGAGGUGACUAUGGUAAUGAACGUUACGAGAAGGUAGACUUUCAAAAGAAGAUCAAAGAGGUCUACGAGUCUAAAUUGGUCAACAGCUCAUGGAAUGUCAUCAACGCCAAUCGGCCAAUCGAAGAAGUUUCAAAAGAGAUCAACGAAAUAGUAGAUCGUUCCAUAAAGAAUGGUAUUCAAAAUAAACCAAUUCAAUGUAUAUAA